CCAACGCAUUCUUCAGUAUGUCCUCCACAGCUACCACAAGGAAGUGAAGAAAGUCAUAAAUGCGGCUCAAGGUAGCUGGGAGAGGUUCAAAGUGAGGAUGCAGAGGAAAUACCGCCUGGGAGAUGGGCUAUUGACUACCGCGGACCUUGAGGCGAUGAACAAAGAGGAUUUUACGACGAUAGGGGCCUUUGUUCAAAAAUUUAAGAAGAGGGUGCGGAAGGUUGCUGGGAUUUCCGAGGAAGCGCAGUGCGCCAUUUUCCUAGGGCUGCUCACGGCAUCGGAGGCCGUCGAGUUGACGAGACUUGGAGGGGGUAGCACCAAGCUCACCUGGGCCACCAUUCACAGAGGGGUGGAAGUUGGGUGUUUGGACCAGGUGGAGCAACGUCAGGUACGCCUGCAAAGGCAGAAGAGAAAGGAAAGAGAUGCGACCGCUUCUGGGACCCCGGGGGUAACAAGGAUCGUUACAGACGUAUUGGCACAGUUGGGGUAUGCGACAGAGCCGGUGAUGCAAAGGAGGGUAGUAACGGUUGUCCAAGUGAAAGGAACGGAGCCGGUGGUAGAGGAGGCUGCUCAGGAGGAGCUAUGGGAAGAGGAAGAGCCGGUGCCGCAGCGUCUGACGAAGGCCCAGCGCAAAGUGCGUAACUUGGCGCAGGGCGGACAGGGAUCAGGAAAAGCGCAGGCGCCUCAGGCGUUGACAGCAACCCCUUUGAAUGUGGCGGCUCCAUCAUCUAUUCACAGGGAAGCGUGGCUGGAGGUGGGAACCAGGGGCAGGGCAAUUAAGGCAACGGAGGGAGGGGUGGAGGAACGGGGCGAGGCAGGAAUGGCGGCGGAAGAGGAAGGCAAUGGAAUGGUCAAGGCCAGGGGUACCAAGGCCAAGGGAAUCAAGAGUAAAUGUGGUGGGGUCGUCCCACAAUUGGGAAUGAUGGGGAGACCCCUCACUCCGCAGGCCCGGCUGGCGCAGGCAGCACGAACGAGAAGUCAAGCCAAAGCCAGCGUCAGCCAAGAGCCGCCAAGGAGGGAGCUAGAGGCAGGAAAAAGAAAGGAGGCUGUGGAAGUGGAGGACGUCGACAAGGAGGAAGAGGAUGAGAGGCUGCGCAGGGAGGAGGAUCAGAGAGCGGAGCAGCGGGCAAGGAAAAAAGGAGUCAGGGGAGAGGUCGAGUCGGUCGUGCGCGACGGACCGCCCAAAAGAAAGAAGUAUGCGGUUCGGUUGGAGGAGGGGUUUGACGUGGAGAGAGUGAUCGACCGGCUGCUAGAAGGGCACAAUGACCUUAUGACUCUGAAGGAAAUCCUAGCGUCGGCCCCGCGACUCCGCGAUGAACUAAAGGGGAGAUUAUCGCGCCGCCUGGUGCACAAUGUCCAUCUGGGUACGAUCCUGCCCAAGGAGGCAGAGUGGGCGGAGUCAGGUACGAAGAUGGACUGGAAGUGCGUAGCCUGCGGCACGGUGGAUUUGGUGGUGAAGGAGUCCAAGAACCGGCUCAAUCAAGGAUCUUUCACGAUUGAACAAUCGGAAAGUGAGCGUCGGAGGUUUCGAGCAGAGCCAAAAGGAGAAGAGAAAGUGGAGGCAUUUUCCCUCAUCCUGUCAGAUGUUGGGAAGGCGAUGGACUUGGUGGCCGCGCAUGAAAUGGCAGAUCCGGAUGCCAUCCAAGCCUUGAGGGAGCAAGUUCUGAAAUCCCCCGCGGAAAGCCUCGACCAGUCAGGCUCGUUGAACCCGGCAGGGAAUGUGGACGAAGUGCCCGAGAGCCAAGACGACGAGUUCGAGGAGGGGGAGAUAAAGGAGGUUUUUCGUGCAGAGGAGUAUGACGGGAUCUACUUAGAGCUGGGGCUUCUUCUGUCAUGUGAAAUGCGACUAAAGGAUGCAAGCGAUAGGACUCAAAGAGGGCAUCGAGAGGUACAAGCCGCGUAUGCCAAAAUGGCAUUGCAGGAGGGCAUCAAGAGGUACAAGCCGUCGUACCAGCGCUUCAUGAUGGCAUUGCAGCGCUAUAACUAUAUCUUCGAUGCGCGCGAUAACGUGUCCGACUUUACAAAGAAAGUCAUGCCAAGAGGAGGGAAGGGGACACGGCCGCCUCAAAGGCCGUUGGGCGCAUCAGGGGGAUAUGAGCGGCAUGGGCCUCGCCAUCGAGAGAGCACUCCAGAGUAUGACGGUGGUGAUAUCGAGCUAUUCCUAAACAGCUUCUGGGAGCAUGCGCAGCGUAUGGGUUGGACUUCUCGGUAUACUUAUGCGACCUACCCACGGGCAGCUGAUAGGGCAUAGUAUAAAGGGACGAAGUGCAGCCCAUCUGUGAAAGGUUGUGAGGAUUUUGAAGAUCUAUAAGCACUGGAGGCUCGAAAUGCUUACCGUGUU
This is a messenger RNA of Chara braunii, 2341 nucleotides long. Lineage: Eukaryota; Viridiplantae; Streptophyta; Charophyceae; Charales; Characeae. The record is from the annotation of a GenBank genome assembly.